AUGGCGACGCAGCUGCAGCAGUCCGAAUCGCCAUGCGAGCGCUCGGUGCAUUGCAACUCGAUGUGCCGGGAAACCGGAUUCAGGCAAAGAUGCAGACUCGCACGUUUUGGCUCGCAGUCAGUCAGUCAAUCGGACUCCAAUAUCUCCGCCACUGCCUUCGCAAGCAUGAAGGCCGCUGAGACCAUGGCUAUGGCAUACAAGCCUGAGGUUGGAGUGGAGAUGCCGGACAAGCGUAUGAUGAAGCAGGGCUUGGCGGACUGUGGCCCAUCCAAGCACAAUGGAGAGGCGCCGCGCCAUCCAGUUGAGCGUCUUCUCAUAGAUCAUACCCGGCGUGAACAGCAUGAGGAAAUGAUGAGCAAAGCCUUGGUCUAUGGCCAGCACGCGCCUCUCCGCGCCAAAAUGGAACGUGAGCUGCUGUCACAGUUUCAGCGCCUUCCUGGCCUACCAUCCUCUCUGGUGGGCUUGGAGACUGUCCUAGACAUGGACGAGACCAUCGAGUUCGAAGACAUCAUGAACCUCGAGGCCAACUCCGCCAUGUCGCGCUUUACCGGGCCCAACAGGCAAGGCGGAGUGGUGCACCCCAGCGACGACAUCUACAGUGCAAGGAGCACCUACUUUGGAGUGGUGCUGUGGCUGGGCAAGUUGAUGUGCCUGCGCAGGUUGGCACUGUCCUGUGUGACCAUCCUGUAUUUCUCCGCAUAUGCCGCUCUGGCGAUUGUGCAUGCCUUCAACAAGGCACGAAAUGCCGGAUCUGGUGCCAUGGAGAAGGCCCUAGAGUCUGCUGUGAUGGGCGUAUGCUUCGCGCCCAUGUUGUGUGUCCUGUUCCUGUCUGUGUACAAAAGAGCAGACCUUCUCAGCCAAGGCGAGCCCUACAGGUUUAGUCUUCCACCAACAUAUGUGCGAGUUGCAAUGACCUGCGCCGUGAUAGCCUUCGCCGCACAGAUGGUCCGACCUGAGACAAAUUUUCGGGCGCUCAGAUUUACACACGGGUUCUUGAACAUAGUUUAG
Messenger RNA from Effrenium voratum, 1008 nucleotides. The record is from the annotation of a GenBank genome assembly. Lineage: Eukaryota; Dinophyceae; Suessiales; Symbiodiniaceae.